AGGUUCGAUUAUACUUCGAUGAAGAGGAUGUUCUCCUUUUACCUCUCUGUCAAGUGUCUGGUCUAGUUGCAGUAUCAUUGGCACGAACUUCUCUUGUUCAUUCAUUCAACUUACCUGGGCAUUCCAUCCUCCUUCGUCAAGUCUUUCUCCUGGCAAGAAGUAGUCAAGAAUGUCAGUCGUCAAGGAAGUGGCACUUGGCAUCAUGGCCUGGACGAAGACGCCGCGCACCCAGACCUACAGAAAGCUCAAUGCCGAAAGUGAUGCUGAAGCUCUACGGUGUCCGGGUCCAUACGACAAGCAAAGCUUCUCACAUAGACUCCAAAGGACAUCCCCCAAAGCUUUGGUCAAGCUUGUUCUCCCAGUUCUUCUCUUCUCUGGGCUACUUUUUGCCGUUAGCCGUACAGAUAUCACACAAUACAAACCCGAUUCGAAUAGAAAUGCGCUAUCUUCGUUCCCGCCGGUAGAGAAAGGUGGCCAGCGACAUCUCAGAAUAAUCGUGCCGGCAGAUGGUCCGUCGCCAGACCUGUGCAAAAUGCUCAUGUCGGGUAUUGCAUCCGGUUAUCCCAGCUCGGUCAUUGUUAACUGGGGCCGCGACUUUCAAAAAUCUCCUGGAGGGUUCGGAAGCUCUCAUCUCGGCAAGAUCGAUGGCACUCUCGAGUUCCUUGAUUCAAUCACUUCUGAAGAGGCUCCGGAUGACGAACGCCUAGGACCAGACGACCUUGUCCUCCUCGUCGACGCCUACGAUGUUUGGUUCCAGCUUCCGCCAUCCGUCCUCAUUCGACGAUACAUGGCGCAGAAUUAUGCUGCAGACGAACGCAUUCGCAAGGACUGGGAAGAAUCUCGUUCUUGGUUCCCAUCAGACUCGAAAAAGAGCCUCGUACCGCGGCAAUCCAUCAUCAUUUCGACCCAGAAGAAAUGCUGGCCCGAUGCAAGUCUUGGCUCAGACCCCCACUGUGACGACCUUCCUCAGUCCACUGCACGGGAAGACAUGUACGGCCCCCAUACGGAUGAAGAUCCCAAGCAAAUGCAUGACCUUCGCCCACGGUACGUCAACAGCGGAAGUCUUAUGGGUCCUAUAUUUGGCGAGCAAGAGAUUUGGCGGACUUCCAAGCGACAGAAUCACGAUGAAUGGGUGAAACUCCAAGCUGAUCAUCCUAAAAAAGCCGCUCAGGAAGCUGAGCAAAACGACUUCAGUGUGGGUCUAGACUACAUCCAAGAUCUUUUCACUCCUACUGUGUUCGAAGAAGAUGAUGGCCUCUACAUCGUGUCAUCGGAUGGUUCUGGACUUCGACAGGCUGCUGCCGAUAGAGGCAUUGAUCCACCAAGGGUGGCUGGCAUCCCAGAAGACAUGCUUGGUUUACGCAGCCCUAUCCAAGAGUCUGACAUCGACAAGACUAUGGGAUGGCAGGAUCUUCCUCUUUACACAGAUUUCUGGAGCACUUCGGUGCCAGUUUUGGUACACCACAAUGCCCAUCGCAAUGGGUUGAAAGGCCAGAGACUGCGCGAUUGGUGGAAGAACAACUGGUUUUUUCCUUAUCUUCGAAUUUUGUUAGAGCUGCACUCAAAACACCGAGAGUCUUUGGGGCCGCUGUUCAGAGCUCCGGGUCGCAAUGGGGUGGAGGACUUGGUCUAUAAACCACCAGCUGCAGAUGCCAGGAAAAGGAAACCCCGCAUCUUCAAGAAGCAGGAUCUCAAGGAUCAAGGGUUAGAAGAAGCAGACUGGAACAGUUUGUGUAAGUCUGAGGGCCAUGACGAGUGGUGGAACGAGGUUUUGCAGGACAACGAAGGGCCUCUUUAGUACACGGGGCCAGCGUGUUACCGUUAUACGAUGACGUCUUCGUUCCAAGUAGUUAAAAUCCUCCAUAGUUUUUUAAAUGAAUAUGAAUGGCUACAAGCCGCAUUACAUGGCUCAGGGCUAUCUCUUUUCCAGCGUUGAAUCGACCUAAAAGGCAAAAUAUACUUGGGGUUUCAAGGAUGCUCAACCAUUUGGGUUGCUGUUUUGUUGGCCCCUACAUGUACUUAUCCAUCAUAAUUGUGCUACAUAUACAAAACAAGGAGCAACAUUCUUUUCUGACAACUCGUUUAGAGAUAUUGAACCGAUGCACAGUGGACACUUGCGGGAGGAUAGCCGAGGGGGCGGGGGUCAGUUUGAGCUAGAGCCCGGGGAAGCAGAUAUCGAUGCCCAUCAUCGACAGCGAGUAGUACAGUAUCGAAGUAUCCGAUGAACAACAGACGCAUUCUCG
Colletotrichum godetiae is the source of this 2243-nucleotide messenger RNA. RefSeq lists its product as uncharacterized. The record is from RefSeq and is a predicted model, not a curated record. NCBI's taxonomy places the organism in Eukaryota, Fungi, Ascomycota, Sordariomycetes, Glomerellales, Glomerellaceae. The transcript is spliced from 3 exons. Bases 170 to 1798 code for a protein of 542 amino acids.